Messenger RNA from Mercurialis annua (annual mercury), 798 nucleotides. RefSeq lists its product as uncharacterized. Bases 58 to 783 code for a protein of 241 amino acids. Gene Ontology annotation, cellular component: cytoplasm. The record is from RefSeq and is a predicted model, not a curated record. Gene Ontology annotation, biological process: protein ubiquitination. NCBI's taxonomy places the organism in Eukaryota, Viridiplantae, Streptophyta, Magnoliopsida, Malpighiales, Euphorbiaceae. The transcript has a single exon. Gene Ontology annotation, molecular function: ubiquitin protein ligase activity.
UUUCACUAAUCAAACCCUAAAACUUUUUGUUUCAAAUUCGAAAAAAGCAGAGAAAACAUGGAAAGAAACGUAAAGUAUCGCAUGACAAGCUCAAUUACUGCAGCGAAUCCAGUUUCUGAAAACAAGAAACGACACAAUAAGUCCAGGAGUAAAAUCGUUGUACAAUUUAGCCUCGAAAAAACCCGUCAUCUCUGUGAUAUUGUACCGUCGGAUUCAACAAUGUUGUAUUUAAGAGAAACCCAGGCAUGGCUUACUGAUAAAUAUGAGGUCAGUAUUACCUGUAACGGCUCGUUACUGGUCGAGGAAGAACCCGCCAAACAACAAGCAUUGGAUUUCUUGAGGGGUAUGGAAAUUCAUGAUGAAGAAUAUCUACAAAGGAUGCUGACGGCUGUAUGGGCUGAGAUUAAAAAGGUGGCAGUCCGUACAACAAGUAAGACCUACGGUAAUCUUUUUGUUGAUAUAGAUGUAGUGGAGUUGGAACUUUGCGAUGAAGAUGCUUUUAUGAGGGCUGUGAUGGAGUCUAUUCAAGUUGAUACUGAUCGUCCAGUUCCGGCGAGCGAAUCGUCGAUUGCUGGUUUGGAAAGAUUUGUGUUUGAUGAUGAGAAUUUGGAAGAGAAGAAGUGUGUGAUUUGCUUGGAGGAGAUGGAGAUGGGGAUGGAAGCGAUUCGGAUGCCGUGCUCGCAUUUUUAUCAUCAAGAUUGCAUUCUUCAGUGGCUGCAUAAGAGUCACUUGUGUCCUCUUUGUCGCCAUAAAAUUCCUGCAGAAGAACAAGAUGAAAAGUAAUAUUUUGAUUUUAUG